Molecule: messenger RNA, 1377 nt
Organism: Hirsutella rhossiliensis
Lineage: Eukaryota; Fungi; Ascomycota; Sordariomycetes; Hypocreales; Ophiocordycipitaceae
Product: glycosyl hydrolase family 76 protein
Exons: 3
Coding region: 1-1377 (458 amino acids)
Biological process (GO): fungal-type cell wall biogenesis; carbohydrate catabolic process
Molecular function (GO): mannan endo-1,6-alpha-mannosidase activity
Source: RefSeq, a predicted model, not a curated record
AUGAGGGGCCUUGCAGCGGUCCUGGCUCUCGCCUCCGGACUCGUGGGACGCACAGCCCUCGCCAUCGAGGUCAACGUCGACGAUCAAGCUUCCAUCAAGACCGCCGCCAGCACCGCCGCGUAUGGCCUCAUGCGGUACUACACCGGCAACAACACAGGAGAUGUCCCCGGCAACCUGCCCGAUCCAUAUUUUUGGUGGACCGCCGGCGCCAUGUUUGGCACCAUCAUCGACUACUGGUUCCUGACGGGUGACAGCACGUACAACGAGGCCACCAUGCAAGCCAUUGUCCACCAGGCUUCCGACUCGGCCGACUUUAUGCCCAAGAACCAGACGAGAACAGAGGGCAACGAUGACCAGGGUUUCUGGGCCAUGACGGCCAUGAGUGCUGCCGAGAACAAGUUCCCCGAUCCGCCGUCGGAUCAGCCUCAAUACCUGGCCCUGGUCCAGGCCGUCUUCAACCUGUAUGCCCAGCGCUGGGACGAGCAGGACUGCGGCGGCGGCCUGAGAUGGCAAAUCUUCAGCUUCAACAACGGCUACAACUACAAAAACUCAAUCUCAAACGGCUGUUUCUUCAACAUUGCCGCCCGCCUGGCUCGAUACACGGGCAACAGCACCUACGGCGACUGGGCCACCAAGAUCUUCGAGUGGGAGCAAAAGGUCGGCCUCAUCAGCGACAACUUUGACAUCUACGACGGCAUCACGAUAGACUCGGACACGCAGUGCCGGAGGGUCAACACGGACCAGUGGUCGUACAACGCAGGCAUCUACCUCGAGGGAGCCGCCAUGAUGUACAACCUCACCAACAGCGACACGUGGAAGAAGCGGCUCGACGGCAUCCUCAAGGAAGCCAUGACGAGAUUCGUCAAGGACAACGUCCUGUACGAGCAGUUUUGCGAGGUCAACAAGCUCUGCAACCGGGAUCAGCAGAGUUUCAAGGGCUACCUCGCCCGAUGGUUUGCCGCCACAACAAAGCUGGCCCCGUACACGGCCGUGACCAUCAUGCCCAUUCUCAAGGCCACCGCCGACGCCGCCGCCUCGUCGUGCACCGGAUCGCCGCCCCCAACCGACUUCAAGGGCACGCAGGGGACGGCCUGCGGCUUCAGCUGGCUCGGCAAGAACUUUGACGGCCUCGUCGGUGUCCCGCAGCAGAUGAAUGCCGUCGCCGCCAUGAUCUAUCCGCUCACCAACAAAGCGUCUGCGCCUAAAACCUCCAAGACGGGCGGAACAUCCAAGGGAGACCCGAGCGCCGGCACCGGAAAGGAACAAGACCCGACGGAGCUGAAGCCCAUCACGACGGCGGACAGGGUUGGCGCGGGCUUCCUGACGCUGUUCCUAGUAGUGAGCACAAUAGGGGGGACGAGUUUCAUGCUCAUGUAG